UGUAACACAUAACAUUCCUGUGGGGUUUCGAGUUGUGCCCGUGCGACAUGUGUAUGUCAAAACCUAAUUCGUUAGCUCGUUUAAACUUGGUGUGUGUUGUAGAAGGCAAACUUCCUUGAAACCCUUGUAUUUGCCUUUGAAUCAUGAGUGGCUCAAAGCCAGACAUCCUGUGGUCUCCCCACCACCCAGACCGCUACGUCAUCUGUGACUCUGAAUUGGGGCUAUACCGUAUCGGACCUGUGGGUGGUGCAGAAACUAAGCCUGGCACUCUCUCGCUCUCUGAAGAAACAACUGCUACUUUACUAGCCAUUAAUUCUGACACUCCUUACAUGAAAUGUGUGGCCUGGUACCCAAAGCAUGAGCCUGAGUGUUUACUCGCUGUGGGGCAAGCAAAUGGCAGAGUUGUGCUCACCAGCUUGGGCCAGAGCCACAACUCCACAUGCAAAGAACUGAUGGGGAAAGAGUUUGUUCCAAAACACGCCCGUCAGUGCAAUACUUUGGCCUGGAACCCUGUGGACAGCAACUUACUGGCUGCUGGGCUGGACAAGCACAGAGCAGAUUUCUCUGUCCUUAUAUGGGACAUUAGCAGUAAGUUUGCCCCAGAGACCAGCGUAGCAGCUGAGAAAAUUCGUCUUUCAUCGGUGGAUUUGGACUCAAGCACCGUAGUGACCAAGCCAUUGUAUGAGUUAGGCCAGAACGAUGCUUGUCUGUCCCUCUGCUGGCUGCUACGUGACCCAAAGCUGCUGUUAGCUGGCAUGCACAGGAACCUCGCAAUAUUUGACCUAAGAAACACAAGCCAGAAAACAUUUGUCAACACCAAGGCCAUCCAAGGGGUGACAGUAGACCCACACUUCCCUGACCGUGUUGCCUCUUUCUUUGAGGGUCAGGUAGCCAUUUGGGACCUGAGGAAGUUUGAGAAGCCUGUGCUUACACUCACAGAGCAGCCCAAACCGCUCACUAAGGUGGCAUGGUGUCCAACUCGUACCGGCCUGCUGGCCACUCUGACACGCGACAGCAACAUCAUCCGUCUGUAUGACAUGCAACACGCUCCAACGCCCAUCGGUGAUGAGACGGAGCCCACCAUCAUUGAGCGAAGCGUGCAGCCCUGUGAAAGCCAGAUCGGCAGCUUUGCCUGGCACCCUUCCUCUCAGAACCGCAUGGUGGUGGUGUCCGCAGCGAACCGCGUCAUGACAGACUUCACAGUGUUUGAACGCAUCUCCCUGGCAUGGAGCUCCACCACCUCGCUCAUGUGGGCUUGCGGUAGACAUCUAUAUGACUGCGUUGAGGAUUCAGUUGAAGGGGCGGAGAGUAUGAUUGAGAAAGAUAUAGCCACUAAGAUGAGGCAAAGAGCUCAGUCCAGGUACGGACAUGAUACCGUCCAGGUUUGGAGGAAUCACCUGCUUGCGGGAGGGAAUGAUCCCCAGCUCAAGUCUUUAUGGUAUGAUCUCUUCUAUAUGAAGCAGAGUGCAGAAGACAUGGAGCUUAGGCUGCAGGGGAACAAACAGUCUUUGGUUUACUCUGGUAUCAAGAACAUUGUGAAGGCCAGCUCAGGCUCAACAGAAAGCAGGAGGUGCUGGAGCGGCUCGGAUCGGCAGACGGACGUCCCGCGGUACCACAGCGAGGAGCGAUGCCUCGCCCUGCGGCUGUGUGGCUGGAUCAGCCGGGGCCCCGACAUCGAUGUGGAGACCUUCUUGCGAUCACUGGAGCAGGAACAUGAGUGGGAACGGGCAGCCGCCAUCGCUCUGUUCAACCUGGACAUCCGCCGUGCGAUCCAGAUCCUCAACAAGGGAGCCACCACUGAGAAAGGUGACCUGAACCUGAAUGUGGUUGCCAUGGCUCUGUCAGGCUACACUGAUGAAAAGUCCUCCCUGUGGAGGGAGAUGUGCAGCUCUCUGAGGCUGCAGCUGAAGAACCCCUACCUCUGCAUCAUGUUUGCCUUUCUCACCAGUGAGCCUGGAGCCUACGAUGGUGUUCUGUAUGAAAGCAGCGUUGCUGUGCGAGACCGAGUGGCCUUUGCCUGUAUGUUUCUCAGCGAUUCUCAGCUCCCAAGAUACAUCGAAAAACUGACCCAUGAGAUGAAGGAUGUGGGAAACUUGGAGGGCAUCCUGUUGACAGGGCUGACUAAAGAUGGAGUAGAUCUUAUGGAGAGCUAUGUGGACCGAACUGGAGAUGUCCAGACUGCCAGUUUCUGCAUGCUAAAGGGUUCCCCAGGUGACGUGUUAAAAGACCCUCGAGUCCAAUGCUGGAUAGAAAACUACCGCAACCUGUUGGAUGCGUGGAGAUUCUGGCACAAACGGGCUGAGUUUGAUAUCCUUAGAGGGAAACUGGACCCCAGCUCCAAACCACUAGCACAGGUGUUUGUGAGCUGCAAUUUCUGUGGGAAGUCAAUCUCCUACAGCUGCUCGGCGAUGCCUCACCAGGGCCGAGGCUUCAGCCAGUAUGGUGUCAGCGGCUCACCCACCAAGUCAAAAGUCACUAGUUGCCCUGGCUGCAGGAAACCACUGCCACGCUGUGCCCUCUGCCUUAUGAAUAUGGGCACACCUGUUUCCAAUUGUGCAGGAACUGGAAAGUCAGAAGAGAAGGUGGACUUGACAAGGGAGAACAAACUUGCCAAGUUCAACAACUGGUUCACCUGGUGUCACAACUGUCGACAUGGUGGCCAUGCGGGCCACAUGCUGAGCUGGUUCAGAGACCACACAGAGUGCCCGGUGUCGGCGUGUACGUGUAAAUGCAUGCAGCUGGACACCACAGGAAACCUGGUUCCUUCAGACAGCAGCUAAACAGAAGAUACAUGUUGGAAACUGAAUCCAAACAUCAGCUUGAAUCGAACAAGUGAAGGUUCACUGCUGCUCCCGCCACAUCAACAACCGGCCCGGAGACAAAGGAUGCCAGCAGUGUCCCUCUGUGAAGGAGCUGCUUGACCAGAGAAAAAACACUGUUGAGUAAUAGCCUAGUAACAUCAGAGACCUAUAUUAAGAAGGGAAGCAGUUUGGGCUACUGAUCUAACUGAUUUAAUAACAGAAAGGGAGCAAAUGCUAAUUCACUGCUCUGUGAAUGAAAAUCACACUCAGGAGAAAUAUAAGAGGCUCUGCUGCGAUCAGCCUUUUCCAAUCUAACCUGAAUCAGGAUUGUGGUUUUAUAGUGAUCUGUUUUGAAAAAAAGUGAAUAAACUCAAAUGUCCACUCAUACUUCAGGUUAUAAAGGUGUGAUCACAGGUGCCAAUAUGUCUAGAGUCUAUUUUUGGCUUGUAUUUUAACAGCUAUUUAACAUUUGUGUUUGUUUAAUGAAAGGAUCUUCAUAUACCUCAUAAAAGCGUUGUUUGGGGUGAGAGACAGCACCCAGGGUGAUGACAGUGACAGUCUCUUGCUCUCUUCUUGUUUCUCUGUGCCAUCUGAUAUUGUGCAGUAGGGGCUUCUAAACCUGAAAGAGAGGGGGUGGGGGUUAGGCUGAGGAAUUAGAGAAGCUUGGGGUGGUGGGUAGGAGAAGGAAAGAGGAGGAGAGUAGGAGGGUGCUCCUGUAUUCACCAGCCCACUCCAGGCCUGUGGUCCUUGAAAGAAACUCCCCAGAAAACAGCAGCUGCUCGGCUCUCUGACAAGACCCUCCAGAUUGUUCCCCUCAUAAAGAACCUCAGCUGCCGGAACACUAUUGAUUCAAAGCGAGGGCAAGAGAAAAGACAGCCCAAACCCUGUACACUCCCCCCAGAUAUCCCCACAUAUACACACUGGCCCUCUCUUUCUUUAUCUCCCUGCUGAUGCCCAUAUUGCACCCAAAAACUAUGCAUACCACACAUCCAUCCAGCAAUUGACGCCAUGAGUUUUUUUUUUUUUUAGGGGGGGGGGCUGUGUGUAAUCCACAUUGUUAAUUGGUUUUCUCUUUCUCUGCCACCCUCUCCGCUCAGUCACUUACCCAGGGACACAUUGUAAGUGAGAGGCGGCCUGCACCAGAGCCGUCUAAAUCACUUAGUCAUGGAGUAGGGAGAAGGUGGGGAGCAGGAGCUACUGUAUGCAGCAUUCACCAGGCUCUCAACCCAGUGUGGGAGGUUUUAUAGGCCCACAUGUCCUUUUGUGAACCAUUUUGGAGUGUAGCUGACAAAUUGGCGAACCAUGUAGUGUCUCAAAAAACAAGAGUGGCUGGAAUUUCAUCCAUUCAGUGUCGUAUUUGCCUUUUAAAUAAAUCUCUACUGACAAAUUAGA
This is a messenger RNA of Melanotaenia boesemani (Boeseman's rainbowfish), 4193 nucleotides long. It is a transcript of the gene mios, whose product is annotated as missing oocyte, meiosis regulator, homolog (Drosophila). Gene Ontology annotation, molecular function: protein binding. The coding region runs from base 144 to 2780 and encodes 878 amino acids. Lineage: Eukaryota; Metazoa; Chordata; Actinopteri; Atheriniformes; Melanotaeniidae. The transcript has 12 exons. Gene Ontology annotation, biological process: positive regulation of TORC1 signaling; cellular response to amino acid starvation. Gene Ontology annotation, cellular component: cytoplasm. The record is from RefSeq and is a predicted model, not a curated record.